UUACAAGAAAAAAUGCAAGCUCUUCAUACUGUGUUCUCAUAUAAUAUAAUAUAAUGGCUGCUUUCCUUUUAUUAAUGUUCGUUUUUGCUAGUCAGGUGAUUGGUGGAUUCAAUACAAAGCUACCACCUCCUGCAUAUGGAAGUACAAUAACCAUACUCAACAUUGAUGGAGGUGGUAUUAAGGGAAUUCUUCCUACGGUUGUUCUUGAGCAUUUAGAAAAGGCUCUUCAGAAUGUGACAAAAGAUGAAAACGCAGCAUUGGCGGAUUAUUUUGAUGUGAUAUCAGGGGCUAGCACAGGAGGACUCAUUGCUGCUAUGCUUGCUGCUCCUCAUCCAAACGACCCUUCUCGCCCUGCACUUUAUACUCCUGAAAUCUUAAAAUUCUACUUAGACUUUGGUCCUUCUAUAUUCAAUCAAACUUCCGCUAGAUGGUGGUUUAACCUUUCCGAGCGUCCAAAGUAUGACGGGAAGUUCUUACAUGAUAAAGCACGUGAGAUAUUGCAAGAAACACGAUUGCAUGAUACAUUGACCAAUGUUGUAAUCCCAACCUACGAUAUCAAGAAAGUCAAACCAAUUGUUUUUUCAAGCUUCAAGGUGGAGAAAGUUCCAGACCUAGAUGCAAAAUUGUCGGAUAUAGCCAUUGGGACUUCAGCUGCACCAACCUUACUACCUCCUUAUGGCUUUAAGAAUGGUGAUAUUGAAUUCAAUUUAGUUGAUGGUGCUCUAGUUGCAAGCAGUCCGGCAUUGCUUGCAGUGAGUGAAGUGAUAAAACUAUUAGAGGAAAAGAAUUCUGAUUUCAUUUCUGUGAAUGAAAAUCAACCUACCAAAAUCCUCUUGUUAUCAUUAGGAUGUGGAAGAGAUGGAGAGGAUAAGGGGGUUAAUGCUACAUAUGCAACAUCUUUUAGGGCAUUAAUAGAAUGGCCACAACUGAUACUUCCAGCUAUUGCUGGUGCUGUUGGAGAUAUAAAUGAAUAUCAUCUUGAAUCAAUAUUUCCAAGUCACCGGUCUUCAGACAAUUACUACCUUCGAAUUGAGGAGUAUAAUUUAGAUCCAUCCAUAGGAGGCGAUGAUACUACCAAAGAAAACCUGGACAAACUUGUAAAGGCAGGAGAGGACUUAUUGGAAGAAACUGUUAAGGUCAUGGAUGUUACUUCUUUUGUCCCAUACGAAAAACCAACUGAGGGUACAAAUGCUCAGGCUCUUGAAAGGUUGGCUGAAACUCUCUACAAGGAGAAGCAGUUGCGUUUGAAAACGAAAUCAAUGGAGAAAAUAAAAUCCAUGGAGAAAAUGGGACGACCAUUUGUUGAAGCAGUUGUCUCUGGAAUGAAAUAAAUGCCAAAUGUGUCUAUAUAUAAUGAAGCAUGCUUGUACUAUAUACGUUGCAAGUUCUCUAUAUGCAUGAUGUGAAAUAAAUAAAACAAUGUAUCUGUACCUUUCGUGUAUUCGGUCUUGUUAGGUGUGUGGAUGUGACUUUGUUUUUUUUAGAGAAUAAGAGUUAAGGAUUUGAUAGCACUUUGUACUCCUUGUAAUACUUUUGCUUAUGAAAAGAAUUUGGUCCUUUCCUCCUUU
Messenger RNA from Medicago truncatula (barrel medic), 1568 nucleotides. Its product is annotated as patatin-like protein 2. The coding region runs from base 54 to 1331 and encodes 425 amino acids. Gene Ontology annotation, molecular function: monoacylglycerol lipase activity; glycerophospholipase activity. NCBI's taxonomy places the organism in Eukaryota, Viridiplantae, Streptophyta, Magnoliopsida, Fabales, Fabaceae. The record is from RefSeq and is a predicted model, not a curated record. The transcript is spliced from 7 exons. Gene Ontology annotation, biological process: lipid metabolic process.